Molecule: messenger RNA, 1454 nt
Organism: Paramecium octaurelia
Lineage: Eukaryota; Ciliophora; Oligohymenophorea; Peniculida; Parameciidae
Source: the annotation of a GenBank genome assembly
UAUAAAGUAAAUGAAACCUUGCUAACUUCCAGAUGACAUAAUUUAACAUUAUUCAAAUUAUCGCAAUAAAAAGAGCAAAUUGAAAGUGAGCACAAUUUUAGGCUCUAGAUUUGAGAUUGAUGAUAAAUAUGAAAUCUUAGACAAUAGUAUUAAGUUAUUGUGUUAUAUCGCUAGUUGGUUAAGGAGCCUAUGGUAUAGUUGUAGCAGCUAGAGACAAUACAUUAGACUCAGAGGAUAAUUUAGUUGCGAUAAAAAAGAUUGAAAAAGCUUUCGAACAUAAAAUAUUUACAAAGAGAACUUUAAGAGAAUUGCGUCUACUAAGAUUGCUAUAACACGAAAAUGUACAUAUCACUUAUAUCUAGAUUAUUGGAAUCAAUACAAUACUGCUUCCAAAAUCAAGAGAAGAAUUCGAGGAUAUGUAUUAAUGAUAUUGAUUUAGUUACGUGGUUCAAGAAUUGAUGGAGACCGAUUUAGCCCAGAUCAUUAAGUCAGACUAAAACCUGGCAGAUGAACAUUGUUAAUUUUUCCUGUAUCAAUUAUUGAGAGGACUUAAAUACAUACAUUCUGCAAAUGUGGUCCAUAGAGAUCUAAAACCUCGUAAUUUAUUAGUUAACAGCAACUGCGAUCUAAAGAUUUGUGAUUUUGGACUUGCAAGAGCCUUGAUACCAGAUUUAAAAGUAAAACUUCUGAGUAUUAUCAACCCAAGGCAAAAGCUGGAGUUUUAACUGAUUACGUUGCUACUCGAUGGUACCGAGCUCCAGAAUUGUUAUUAUCAUGGAGAAAUUACACACAGAGUGUCGAUGUUUGGUCAGUUGGUUGUAUUUUCGCGGAAUUGUUAAGAAGGAAACCCUUCUUGCCUGGAAUGGACACCAAGAAUCAAAUCGAAUUGACAUUUGAAGUAAUAGGUACUCCAUCUGAAUAAGAAUUGAACAUGAUACCUAAAGAAAAAUAUAGAACUAUAGCAAAGGGACUCCCUAAACGACCAGGAAAGGAUUUUAAUAAAUUGUUUCCCAAUGCUUCUAAUCUUGCCAUCGAUCUAUUGAAAAGCUUACUUACUUUCGAUGCAAAAAAAAGAAUCACUGUCGAGGAUGCGCUAAGACAUCCUUAUCUAUCUGCUUUACAUUGUCCAGAUGACGAAGUAUUAGUUCAUAUGUAAUCCUUCAUAGCCAAUUGCAGUUCCAGUCUAAAGGAUAGAUUUCGAAUUUGAAGAGUACAACAUGACACUUCAACAACUCAAAGGUAUUAGAUUAAAAAAUAUCGUAGAUUGCAUUUAUGAGGAAAUAUUGGUAUAUCACUUUAAAGACUUCAAAGAUGAGUAUGAAACCAAAAAGCGAAAUUCCUCAUCUAUCAUAAAUCAUAUAAUAAAAAAUGAAAACUCUAAAAUAAUAGACCCAGAUGCUGAUGAUGAUGACAACGACUCUGAUGAAGAACCCAUUUGAUAAAUAUAAUUAAAU